CGAAGUUAGUAGGUAACCUGUGAUUUCUUCUGCUGUUCUGCAUCUUCUGGAAGCUUUUGUGGUUAAAAUAAUAAGAUUAUUCAUAGUUCAAAUAGACAAUAAUAUCCAUGUCUUCAUAUUUUUAAUAGGUUAUCUCCAGUUUUAAAAUGCCUGCAUAUCAUUCCAGUUUCACAGAAUAUACACAAUGUGUCGGAAAUAUGGCUGUUCUUCCCUUACGUACUCAGUGCCGCGGUCCUGCACCUAUGACCACACAGGAAUAUGAUAUCAUCGAUGAAGCAUUAUAUUAUUUUAAAGCAAAUGUUUUCUUCAGAACAUACGAAAUUAAGAAUGAAGCUGAUCGUGUUCUUAUCUAUCUUACUCUAUACAUUACCGAGUGUUUGAAAAAACUUCAAAAGUGUUCCCAAAAGUUACAGGGGCAGAAAGAAUUGCAUUCAUUAGGCAUUUCUAAGUUUGAUAUUCCUGGUGAUGAAAAUUAUCCUCUCAAUUCGGUUUAUGCUAAACCUACAAAUCCUGGUGACGCUGAUUUGAUGCGGCAAUAUUUUCAACAGUUGCGUCUAGAAACCGGCAUCAGAUUGUGUAAGAUUGCUUUUGAUCAAAAUGAUAAGCCAUCUAAAUGGUGGCUGUGCUUUGCAAAGAAGAAGUUUAUGGAUAAAUCUCUUUCUGGACCUGGACAGUGAAUACUAUUCCAAUUAAGAUGUGAAAUCUAUGAAAACUGUUUCAAGUGAGUUAGUUAGCGUAGGUUUCAAAUUGGUAAUUCAACAUUGAUCCAAGUGUUAACCUAAUAAUUAUGAUUUUUACGUAAAUUCCAACUUUCACAUUUUUC
Molecule: messenger RNA, 823 nt
Organism: Nilaparvata lugens (brown planthopper)
Lineage: Eukaryota; Metazoa; Arthropoda; Insecta; Hemiptera; Delphacidae
Gene: Arpc3A
Product: actin-related protein 2/3 complex subunit 3
Exons: 1
Coding region: 147-677 (176 amino acids)
Biological process (GO): regulation of actin filament polymerization; Arp2/3 complex-mediated actin nucleation
Cellular component (GO): Arp2/3 protein complex; cytoskeleton
Molecular function (GO): actin filament binding
Source: RefSeq, a predicted model, not a curated record